This is a messenger RNA of Pecten maximus, 3076 nucleotides long. Its product is annotated as RNA polymerase II subunit A C-terminal domain phosphatase SSU72-like. Gene Ontology annotation, cellular component: nucleus; mRNA cleavage and polyadenylation specificity factor complex. Bases 187 to 783 code for a protein of 198 amino acids. The record is from RefSeq and is a predicted model, not a curated record. Gene Ontology annotation, biological process: termination of RNA polymerase II transcription. The transcript is spliced from 5 exons. Lineage: Eukaryota; Metazoa; Mollusca; Bivalvia; Pectinida; Pectinidae. Gene Ontology annotation, molecular function: RNA polymerase II CTD heptapeptide repeat phosphatase activity.
UAAAAACAAACCGGAAGUUUACGUUUGUGGCAGUGUAUUUCGUAGAAUAUUUACGUAUUUUAAUCUACAAUAAUCGAGCAGUUUGACAUUCUGAUAUGAAGCCUGCGUAGUCACCUGAAUAUUUUAUAUUGCAGCGGUGUUAAUUAAACAAAACAUUUUCACAAAAAAGACCGCACAAUUGUCAAAAUGGUUGACACUAAUACCACAAUGAAUGUGAAAUUUGCCGUGGUUUGCUCUAGCAAUCAAAAUAGAAGUAUGGAGGCACACAAUAUUCUCAGUAAGCGUGGAUAUCGUGUCAAAUCGUUUGGGACCGGAAGCCAAGUUAAACUGCCGGGUCCAGCACCAGAUCGUCCAAAUAUUUACGAUUUCAACACCACUUAUGAUGAGAUGUAUAAUGACUUGGUGGACAAAAACCCAGAAUUAUAUACACAAAAUGGAAUCCUACACAUGUUGGACAGAAAUAGACGAAUCAAACCAAAGCCAGAGAGGUUUCAAUCAUGCAUGGAAAGAUUCAACGUGAUUGUGACGUGUGAGGAGCGUGUGUAUGACCAAGUGAUUGAUGAUUUGGAGAAUCGUUUAAAGGACCAAUGUGAGCCAGUACACAUUAUCAACCUUGAUAUACAGGAUAACCACGAAGAGGCAACUAUUGGAGCUUUCAUGAUUUGUGACCUGGCUAGCAUGUUGGUGGAAUCGGAUGACCUUGAUAAUGACAUGGAUGAAAUUAUUCAAGAUUUUGAAACUAGAGCACAGCGACCUAUUCUCCAUACGGUUAUAUUCUAUUGAACAGUCUGGACAUUUUUAUCCAUUCUGGAAUGGAUUGUCAUUUUAGAUUGUACAGAUCUUGUGUUUGGUGAACAUUUCAUGUUAUUUGUCCUUAUGACACUCUGUGAACAGUUUGUAAUUGUACACUUGCAGUGAUAAAGAUUGAAUUGAGUGUGUUUGUACAUGCUCAUAAGAAAGAGUUGAUAGUCUUUCAUUUCAAUUUAGCAAACAUAUUACUUUUAUUUGUCAUCAUGCAGGAUUUACAUUUAGUUAACAGUGAGAUGUAUCUAUGGACAUCAAUUGUAUAGGUAAAACAAUCAGUUUUAUCUGUACUCAGAAAUAGCUUUGUUGAUUGUAAAUUAUAUUUGCAGUUAUGUGCACUUGUUAAGACAGACCAAUGGCUUAUUUACAGUAUUCAGUAACUGCUUUAAGAAGUUUUGGUCUGAAUUGAUAUAUCAUAAGAUUAUGUCAAACAAUUUUUCUGACGUUAAUCAUACACACAUUAUGUAUUUUAAGAAUGAUGGAUGAUUGAAUUAAUGGUUUGGCAAAAAAAUUAUUUUUGAAAUUGUUCCAUAAAAUGUAUUUUAUUAUACAUUUAACUCUGAACAAUGAAUGCUUCCAUUCAGGAGUAACAAAGAUAAUGAUGUCAUAUUCAGGAGACAAGGGAGGUAACUCUGAGUCAGAAAAGUUCCAUCUUAGAGCUGUUAGGAACUAAGAGGCUCUUUUCAAAAUCAUUCUUGUUGUUAUGAAUGAGAUAAGCACUAGACAUGCUGGGAAUAAUCUUUUUGAAAUUAAAAUCGUAUUGGGACUUAUCUGGUUGUAAGUGAGAGAAUUAUUAAAAGCUUGAAUUGUUUUUUAAUGUACAAUUAAGACCUUUAAAAUAGACAUUAAACAAAUCUACUUCUAAUUAAGUUGUCAAAAGAUUGAAAUUGGAGAUAAGAAGUUGGUUAGGUAAAUUGUAAGGGAACAGAUAUCAGAUAUGUAUAAAUAGAUAAUUAUAUUUUUAUUUUUAAUUAUCAUAUAAUGAUAUGUGGUGUUAAGAGGAUGGACCACCCCCUGUCAAGACACGACAGAAUAUUUGUUUUCUUUUCUGUGAUGAUGUCCAAUACCUUUAGAAUAUAGGAAUGAAAUGUACAUAUUCCUUACUUGUCUGAAUCUUAGUUUUGUAUAAUUAAAAUAUUUCAAAUGUCAAAAGACCAAAAUAGUGCUAUGAAAUGUAUCAAAUAACUGCACUUGUAUUUGUAGUAUACAGGUACAUGAAUGAUGAAUGCUGUGAGAAUAUGUCGCAGUCUGGGGUAAAGGAAGUUUUUAGUCAAGUUUACUUGUAUUACACAAAAUUUUCAAGGUAAAAAGUAAUAAACAGAUUUGAAUCACAGGGUACAAAUACAACCUGUCGUCCUUGAUCAGUAAUGUAUGUGUUAGAUAGUACCUAUAUGGAUGGUGGGUUGAGCCAAGUCACUGUCAUGGUAUGAAUAUGUAUGGAGCGAUAUUCAGCAAAAAAAAAAACUUGAAAAUUUGAUCUAUUGUAUUUUUUGUGCUGUUGUUAUCAUAGCUUACUUAGUCAUUUAAGCGUUUGACUCGGAGCUUAUUCAUAGUGUUAAUUGUCUGUACACCAAUGAUGGUAGUACAGUAAUAUGACACCACUUUGGAUGUUUAUGGUUUGUUUAUAAAGUGGGGAUUGUAUAUGCGUUGUAGACCUAUAAAGUGUUUCUCUGCCAUUCUUCAUCUUUUAUAUGACUCCAGUGCCCUACAUUAUGCUUUAAUUGGUACCUAAAUUUUGGGUACAUUAGUCAAUUUGAAGUAUGGCUUCAGUAAAUGGAAUAGCCAACAUCCAGUAUAUUAGACUGAUUUGUAUCAUACAGGGGAAGUGAACAGACCUUUUAUGAUUAACUGAGUAAUUGUAAAAAAAAACCCAUUAAUUUAUGAAAAAUAAGUUUAUUUUUGAUAUUUUGUUUGAUACUUUAGUUUGAUAUUAUUUUCGACAUUUUUGCCACUUGUGGUAAAGUUAAUAAUUAAGUGAUGAUGACUUCACAUUCUCUGAACUAAAUACAAUACAAAUUAUACAUAUUGAUUAAUGAAGGGAGACAUUUUUCACAAAAAGAUCUUUACAAAUAACUACAUAAAUUGUCAGUGUUACACAAUUGUGAAUAGGAGGUGCAUCAAGAUAUCUAGAAUUCAUCAUGAUUAAGUUUUGUUCACGAUAAUAAUAAUGGUACAAGAAUGACACCCACCUGUUAUGAUGUUCUUGACAAUUGUUAUAUCUUGCGUAACAAUGUACAUUUGAUGAAUAUGUAAUAAAACAUGCCAAAUAUCA